AUGGAUGGCUUCGCCGAAGCUAACCAGCUACUCUCAUCAGCACUGGAACAAUUGGAUGAUAUUAUAAGAAAUGGAAACACAACUUCUCGGAGUACCACCACAAUCGGAUCCGUCGGUCCGACACCCAUCAUCAAAAAAUCAUUCCGAGACCUACUACCACCGCCUCCAUCACUCAGGUCGACAUAUUCCCCAAGAAUAAUGGAGAAUGGUCAUUCUCACAAGCAGCAUAUAAAUGAUGACAUUGACAAUGGAAAUGCAGAUGAUGAAAGGUCUAGCCGGGAAAUAAACCGCCAAUGGAUUAGUAGUGAUUGGAAACAUCGUACAGAUUUGGGUUCCGACGGUUCAUCUGGAGUUGAGUCGCCACCAUCUGAUCUACCAACGUCUUCAUCUUCACUAUUCAGUCCACCAAGGAUUUAUCAGGAGUUUGUAAAAGCUAUCGACGAGCACACGAUGACGGAGAGGCCAGAUUUGGAGACACGCCUGAAAAUUAUGAAAUGGGUGGCUGGACGGACGGUUAGUUUGGUUAAAGUAAUAUUUUGCAUGUAUGUUUUGUGUGAAUCAAAAAUUGGAAACUUGGCCAGUCGAUAUGUCUAA
This is a messenger RNA of Caenorhabditis remanei, 594 nucleotides long. RefSeq lists its product as uncharacterized. Bases 1 to 594 code for a protein of 197 amino acids. Lineage: Eukaryota; Metazoa; Nematoda; Chromadorea; Rhabditida; Rhabditidae. The transcript has 4 exons. The record is from RefSeq and is a predicted model, not a curated record.